Punctularia strigosozonata HHB-11173 SS5 is the source of this 1321-nucleotide messenger RNA. RefSeq names its product transport protein particle complex subunit. Lineage: Eukaryota; Fungi; Basidiomycota; Agaricomycetes; Corticiales; Punctulariaceae. Bases 1 to 627 code for a protein of 208 amino acids. Gene Ontology annotation, biological process: endoplasmic reticulum to Golgi vesicle-mediated transport; intra-Golgi vesicle-mediated transport. Gene Ontology annotation, cellular component: TRAPP complex; cis-Golgi network membrane; cytosol. The transcript has 5 exons. The record is from RefSeq and is a predicted model, not a curated record.
AUGGCGUCGACAAGCAAACAAUACAAGGCGAUCGGUGAGGAUAUAUGGAGAGGACGCACGGAGAAAAUCAAUGCCGAACUCUUUGCCCUCACGUAUGGCGCUCUCGUCGUUCAACUCAUCCAGGACUAUGAAGACUAUGCGGAAGUGAACAAACAGCUGGAGAAGAUGGGCUAUAACAUCGGCACUCGACUUAUCGAGGAUUUCCUCGCGAGGAGUAACCUGGGACGAUGCACGGACUUCCGUGAAGUGGGAGAGGUCAUCGCCAAGAUUGGUUUCAAAGCUUUCCUCAACAUUACCCCAACCGUAACUCACGCCGCCCUCCCUGCGCCUUCUUCGCCUCGGACGGGCGCCCCAACAUUGCAGCCAGGGGCUUCGGGGGCAUCUUUCGUCUUGACAUUCGAUGAGAACCCGCUGGCGGAAUUUGUGGAGCUCCCAGAAGAAGCGCUGGAGGGCGGGCUGUGGUUCAGCAAUGUCCUAUGCGGGGUUUUGAGGGGAUCACUAGAAAUGGUUCAAAUGCAGGUCAAGGCAGAGUUCCUGUCCGAUGUGCUCCGAGGGGAUGAGGCAACGGAGAUACGAGUUCAGUUGAUCAAAUAUCUGGAGGAGGAGGUUCCAGUCGGUGAUGACUAGACGCACAGCGAUUAGAACGUGUACGAUAAAUGAGAUUGCUUCAACUGGAGUCGGCACGCGCCAUUGCCAAGUUGCCGAUUCAUACGCUUGAUAAACCACCUCCCUACCCUCAGAACUCUCACCCCGGGUAACCACAUACACGGAUCAGAGCUAGGCGUAACGCUCGAUUCUGUUGAGUUUCCUCGCUGUCUUCGCGUUGGACUGUGUAUUCUGUCCCCUGACAGGAAGCCCCAUGGAGUGCCGUAAACCGACGUAGCUGCCGAUCUUGCGCUGGUGCGCAAUGUUCUCCCGGACCUCUCUCUUGAGCUCGGACAAUAUCUUGAGGUUCCGAAGGAGGUCGUGGCUUCUCCCAUUCUUAUUGUCCUUGACCGCCACUGGAAUCGGCUGCGGGAGCUUUUGCAGAGGCGUAGAGGCGGGAGGCGGAACGAACGAAGGGCCGGCUAGUGGUAGACGAGGAGGGGCUGGUGCAGUGGAUGGAGAAGAGAGUAAUGCUUGUAGCGCUGUGAUCUGCGUUCUUGAAAGGUCCCGCAUUUUGGCAGUGUUGUGUAUUUGCAGGCGGGCACAUAUGCGGUGUGCGGUUGUCCUGCCAAUCCCGUAAAUGUGGGUGAGGGCAUAUCUAGCCAACUGGUGGUCCGGCAACAGCACACCCAGUACGUGGACCAUGGUCGGAGGAAGGAGGUCGCGACUCGGCGAC